This is a messenger RNA of Plodia interpunctella (Indianmeal moth), 7651 nucleotides long. RefSeq names its product rapamycin-insensitive companion of Tor (gene rictor). Gene Ontology annotation, cellular component: TORC2 complex. Lineage: Eukaryota; Metazoa; Arthropoda; Insecta; Lepidoptera; Pyralidae. Bases 186 to 5363 code for a protein of 1725 amino acids. The transcript has 24 exons. The record is from RefSeq and is a predicted model, not a curated record. Gene Ontology annotation, molecular function: protein serine/threonine kinase activator activity. Gene Ontology annotation, biological process: positive regulation of phosphatidylinositol 3-kinase/protein kinase B signal transduction; TORC2 signaling.
UACUACAACCAACUGUCAAAAAUAGUAUGAUGGUUUUGCAGGAAAACAGGGUUGAAUGGUUUAUUGUAUCAUAAAUUUUGGUCUGUUUUUAUUUUAAUUUUGAUUUAUUUCAUGGCUACAUGAAAUAGUUUUAUCCUGCCAUUUUUAUUACUACAAAAUUUAUCUAACUGAACGUGUAAAAUGUUAUGAUGGCCACUUCAGAAAAUAAUUGGUUGAGUCGUAGAAAAGGCAAAGUUAGUACAAAACUGUUUAAGUUAGACACCAAUAAAAGCAAUGAAGAUAAUAUUAAAGAUAUAAUACAAGGGUUGUAUUUGAAGAAACCAUUCCAGAAUGAUAUUUCACCUACCACUAAGAAUGUGCCCACAGAGUUUAAAUCUGGUCUAAGAGGCAUGCAAAGAAAUAGUUCUGACAGCUGUAGAUUGUCCUACUUAAAUGCCUUAGUCACACUUUUAUGUAAGGAAGACAGAAAUAAUUUGGGAUUUACCACUGAUGAGUUGAUGACAUGUAUUCGUGUGAGCCUUGUGGAUGAGUCUAUGGUUUUAAGAGCAACUGCUCUUAGGGUUCUACGAUAUUUAAUUAAAUCUGAAAAUGAUGUAGCAACUUUUAACCAUUUGAAGCUAUCUUAUUUAGUAGCCAGGUCAAUGGACUUGAUGUUGCGCAAUGAGGAAGAAAGAGCUCAAGCACUGCGAGUGGUGCGGCGGAUCGUGGCAGUGGUGGGCGCGGGCCCGGCGCGCGGGCGCUGCGUGUUCGUAGAGCCCGGGCUGCUGCGCUGUCUGGCGGCCGUGGCGCGCGCCGGCGGCGCUGGCGACGGAGCCGACAGGCUAUCCCGUCCUGCCGUUGCUACCCUAGCUGAGAUAUGUGUGUUAAAUCCUGAACUAUUUAUAUCGUGUGGAGGAGUGAAUGCGGUUACCAGACAGCUAGCAGAAUGUGCGACCCCCCGAAUGGCGGAAGCACUUUGUGGGGUCCUACUACAUACUCUUAACGAUCCCAUCUCGAGGGCUUCGGCAAGAAUAGACUUAACGUACCUCAGUUCUCCAUAUUGUGACUUCCACUUUCGACCAGCCGGCACAGACACCAGCAGGGACGAGCGCGAGAUGCGGUUCACCUGCAGCCGGCUGGCGUUGCUGUGUGUGCUGCGCAGUUGGCCGGGGCUGCUGCACUUCUGUCACCCGCGGAGCCCGGGCGGGCUGCGGGCGCUCGUCUCCGCCUUGUGUCUGCACAGGCUGGAGGUUCGCAAAGCCAUCCUGGACCUUUUAUAUGAACUAGUGGGACUACCACAGCCAGAGUGGACGGAUGAGAUCUCUGUUGCUUUGGAUGCAGUGGACCCAUCUGACUUCCAAGACUCAUGGCGACUCAACGACGGUUUCGUUGCCGCCGAAGGCAUUGCUAUAUUACCUCAUCUUAGCGCUACGGGACCUGAUAUCACUGAAAUCCAUUUAGCCCUAUUACUUCAGUGCUUCCUAGAGGCUGGAUUGCUAGACGGUCUAGCAGAAGUGAUAGUCACAAGCGAUACAUUCAUAUCCGUACGGGCGACAGUGUUACUAGGUCAACUAUUGCAUUUAAUUCACCUAUUUCUACCUCCUCAAAUAUGUAGUAUAACUCCGGCGCUGCCAUCCCUAAUGUCGCAAGCGUCGGAGGGCAAGCCGCAAGCGCUGGCGGCGGUGGCAGCCCUGCGCAGGCUGCACGCCAUGCUGGAGGCCCGGCCCGCCAGCUCCAGCCUCUUCCUCGACCACAUCAUACAGUACUGCAGCGGAGCCUUCAGAGACUCCCUCGAAGACGACACUAAGAGCCGCAAGGAAAAAGACAACGCCAACAUGGCCAAACCUAAAGAAACCCUCCACAAAGAAAGCAGUAUAGAAUUCCUAAACGAAUCUGACAACGAAAACGAACCCAAAAGACACAGUGUGGGCUCCCGAGCGGAUGUCGCGAACAGAAACGUAGGUGUGUUAGUGAAAAGCAAAAGUGUUAGCUCCCGGACUAGUGCUGCUGUGAAUAAAGUGACUAAAUCGGCAAAAUUCUUUAAUCUGUUUGAGAAGGAUAGUGAUAAUUUGAUUAGGUGUACAUUAGUCAUGCAGAACAAGGAUGGCAACACAUGGGAUUGGGAGAUCAUAAGAACCAUAUUGAAGGAAAACGACAGCCACCCGCUGGUGAACCUGAGCGACAGCGGCCACAAGGCAUGGGCGGGACGCAUCAUCAACUACCUGAAGCCCUCCUCCAACAAAUACUCCCACACCGACCUCUCCACCACCGCUCACGGCCACUCUGCCACUCGGGCUGGCUGUCAGCUCAUCCGGCAUCUCUUGAGGCACAAUGAUGCUGACUGUCAAAGACUUCUAGAAGAGCUAUUCCUAGACGUGAGUCGUCAGAUCAAAGCCAUAGAGACCGGCUUGAAAGCGCACGGCUGCCUGUUCAGUCCGCAACACAUGUGCAACACUAUGUGCCAGAUGUACUUCCUCUUCAUUGGCCAGCUUUGCCACUCACACUCCGGCCUGCGACUCUUCAAGCAGACGGGAUUGUACGAAAAUCUCUUGGAACUUUCGACAAAGACUCAUCACAGCUGCUACGUAAAGUUGGUGAUAUCGAGUUUAGACUACACCCUAGACUCGUACCCCCGAGAUAUUCUUGCCAAAACUCUCACAUGCAACAUACAAGCCUCAAGACUUUACACCACUCAAUUCCUAAACGUGUUGAUGCGGGCUUCGAGAAAAUCUCGAGACUUAGUGCGGAGGAAGUCGAAGUUGAAAAAGAAUUUCGUCCAAGAACAUCUGAAGUCUUCGCAGAGAGAUGACGAUAGCCACGGGGUCGACAUGGACACGUGGCUAUUGCAAGUAUUAGUUGGGCAAGUGAAGGAUGAGUCUAAGCCGGUGGUCAAAUGCGCACUCGCUAUAUUGGAAGAGGCUUAUAGUGUACCAGUAUAUUUCGAGAAAUUGAUUGCGAUGAAAGAUACCCUGUGCCAAAACUGCCGGCUGGACAAGCACGGCGACCCGGCGUCGUUCGAGUUGGCGAGCGUGGGCGACCGCGGCUACUUGCUGUGGCUGGGGCUGGAGGUCGCCGCCGCCAACACCGCCGACCCCGCCGCUGUCGCCUUUCUUAAUAGGCAUAUGGAUUUCUGGACUAAAUCUUACAACUACAGGUACGUGCGGCUGGUGGAGGCGGGCGUGCACGAGGCGCUGACGCUGAGCGGCGGCGCGCGCGGCGCGCGUGCAGGCGGAGCGCGCGCACGCCGGCACGCGCGCGCGCCGCCACAUCUCUACGCUGCGCUCGCCGCGCGUGCGCACGCCGCUCUGGCCGCCGUGCUGCCACACCACUACAAGAUAAUACAGCGCAAGAAAUGUGGUACGGAGCAAGAAGCGGCCGAUUUGAAGGCUUCUCUCUGGGCGGUUGGCAGCACUGCCUCUACCCCGACGGGGCUGCAGCAAUUGAUGACUCUGUCCAGCGGUUACUUGGAUGACUCUGUGCUGGUUCAUAUUGUGCGGUUGGCUAAAUACUGCGCGGUCUAUUCAGUCAGGGCUACGGCGUUUUACGUGUUGGGAUUGAUCGGCAGCACGUAUGAUGGCGCCAAUUUGCUGUCGGAAUUAGGAUGGCUUUGUGUAAGACACACGAGACACGACCAGUUCCCAGUAAUACCAGAUGAAACCUAUCCGUCCGUAUACGACUCCGUCGGCUUCCUCACAUCUCCCGACCGCCGUCAUUACGACACGGAAACGAGCGAACAUUCCGACCACACCGACCAAAGCAUGGCCGAGAGCCUCCAUUCUGACAUCACAAGACAUCUUAACAAAGUUGGGUCAAUCUUGACUGAACCGGACUUGAAAAGCCACGAUGUGGUUGAUAAAGGAGCGUAUGAAAAGAGAGAACCCGAUAAAAGGAAGUCUCAUACAUUACCGACUCAAGGAUGUUCGAGUGCCCACGAUCGUCCAAUGCUUUCGGAGUCUAGAACUGUGGAUAUUCUCAGGGAUUGUCCGAGCUUCGAGCGACCAGGACAUAGGGAGAGCAGGCUCGUGAUUGGUAGAAUGAAUUCUUUGGAGCAUGCGCAUGAAGGCCGAGUGAGGAAUACUAGUGAGUCUAGUACUAGUGGCGUGAGCAGCUGCGACUCCUUCCUCGGGAAAUAUGCUAUUCCCGACCGCGUGCUGACGCUGAGCCCGAUCCCGAGCUCGUCGAGCCUGCACGCGUCGCGCGCGCGCGCGUCCGGGCUGCUCCGCCGCACCUCCAACUCCAGUUUCGGGCCGGACGUGGCCAGUUCGCCGCCGAGUCAGCUGGACAUUACUGGAUAUGCCACGCUCAAGUCGCUGAACAGGCACAGGAGGCCCCACCUGUCCGAGAGCGCGGCGACGGGCUCCAGCGACCUGGACGAGCUGAGCUGGCUGCUGGCGGACAGCGGCCGCCGCUCCAAGCCCUUCUCCUCGCUGCGCGACCGCGCCAAGUCCACCAGGGAGCGCAUCACUAAACUCAGCCUGUUGGAGUACGACUGGAAGCCCCUGAGUAGCAGCUCGCCGCCGCGCACGCAGCCGCCGCCCGCCGCGGGCCGGCCGCCGCCUGCCGCGGGCCGCACGCCGCCCGCCGCGCUCCACUCUCCCGCAUACAUCGGCAUCUGUCUGCCCGAGCGGUUGGCCGAUCUGUUCCCGAGGGACGAGGAAACAAAAGAAGACGAGGCGGACUACAAGCCGCCGCGGCGCAACCGCGUGCCUUCACUGUUGGUGGACUCCAGCACCAGCACAGAUAACAAAUCGCGCGCCACGCCCGACAGCCAGAAAUUAACCUCCUACAAAGAUAUAACAUCGUUCAGCGGUAUCCGCCUCGACGGAUCAAACCCAGCGGGCGCUCAUCAAACCAAAGAGAAAUCCGUCAAAACCAUAGCCAGUGUUGUAGAAGAGUCUGAAAACGUCGCGACGACCAGCAAGGAGGAGGAAGGGAAGGAUAAAGGGGAGGACAACAGUCUGAGUAUGACGUCACGGUCCAACAAGUGGAAGUGGAAGCAUUCGGCAGCGGAGUGUUUGGCGUGCGUCCGGACGAGGCCGCCGAGUUCGCACGAAUUGAGAGAGGCUUUCUUUGCCCCCCCCGCGAGCCCGGCCGCCAGCCCCGAGCAGUGUCCGCGCCAGGAGAUCCUGCAGCAGGUGCACCUCAUGGCCAACCCCAUCUACCUCCGCCAGACGCGCUCGAACCUGAUAUCUCUCAAGCAGCGGCACCCGGACGUGUUCCGCAGCGCGUGCGUGUACUCGGACGUGUGCGCGCUGCUGGCGCGCGACAGCUACCUGCUGUGCGCGCGCCGCUUCCUGCAGGAGCUGUUCCUCGACGCCAGCUUCCACAGCUUCGCGCCCGACCUCGCCGCGCUCGCGCACAACCACCACAUCCCACUGCAAUAACACCCACACAUACACACGCUCUAUCUAUAAACUGUAUUAAAUAAAUGAGGUGUGUCCUCUUAACCGGCCAUACUAGGGGUUUCGAACGAUGUUCAUUGAUAUGGAGAUGCCAAAAAUAUGUAGAGCGUUCCGAUUUUUCUACUCUUUAUAGACAGGCUCAAAAUAUAAUCGGAAACAUUUAUUUUUUGUCUGGACAUAUCACAAGUAACGAUGAUACCGACGAGGAAUAUAGGAGUUUCCUCUAUAUAGGUUUAUUAUAACAUAUGAGUUGCACUUAUAACUAACAGAUUACUUAAUACAAUAAUAUUAUUUAGCGUACAUUUGUGUGUCACUUCUAUCAUUACUAAUGUUCAAAAGAAAAACCUAAGAAAAUCGAUAUAAGAUAUAGUGAUGCGAUACACUGCCAACUGAUCCUAUUUGUGGUCGUUGUAAACUGAUAAUUAUUAAUAUAAAAGUCAGUAAAUACAGAAAAAUUGCGGCAAACUAUGCAUGAGAAGGGGUGCCUCGCCUUCUUUAGUAUAUUAUUAUUAAAUUAACAUUCGCGAUAAGUUAAUUAUAAUUUUUAGUGUAAAUAGCUUCGUUUUCCUUUUAGUGACCUCAAUCAUAAACUUUGUAUGUUGUAGUGUUAUUACUUUAUGUUUUACCCGACUGCCAAAAAGGGCUGUUUUAACUAACUUUUUCGUAUUAAUGAUGAAUAAUGCCUUUAAAUUAUUCCCUAGUCGUGUCGAGGUCGUAAUAUGAAGGCGGCUCCAUAUGGAUUUGCUGUAAGUCAAAGUAAUAUAAUGUCAUAUCUAUUGUUGAUUAUGUAGAAUUACUUUUGGUACGACUUCCUAUUAGUGGUAUUCUCAAUAUUAUGUAUGUCUUAUUUAUACAACGUGAUUACAUGUGUUGAGUGUAUUGUUAUUAUAAGAAUAUAAAACAAUUGUAUUAUAAACUUGAAUUUUCACAUGAAUUUGGAAAUUUUAAUAAACUAUAUAAAAAUAAGGUAUUAGGUAUUGCUUACUUGAUAAUUUAUAUUAUUUUAAGAUAAGGUAUUUAAGACCCUAAUUGAUAUGUCAUAGGAAGAAUCUGUUAAACUUGUAUUUUAACAAUCAUUUAUGUGAUUUUUAUUCUACUGUUCCUUUGUAAUAAUUUGAUACCUGUGUUAUGAUAAUUGACAGCUAUCUAUACUUACCUAUUUUUUGCAUUUAUAUUACUGUUAUAUUAUUUUCAGUAACUGCGGUUUUACUGGGAAGUUGCAAUGUCUGUCCUAUGUAAAUGCUUACCAGCUUACACAGCAUCUAGCUAAAUUAAAGUUUAUGAAGGGUAGAAAAUUAAUGAGUGUAUUCACUUCGCCCAAUCUCGACAAUUAGAUUUGGUAUCACAAUGUAAAAAAAUAAUCGUUUUUUGCUCUUUGUUACCUGACUAUAUAGUGAUAUUGUGAGCUGGCACGCAGCUGCGUACGACAGUGAUGUCACCUUCAGAGUGUGGCCCCAUUUCUGUUUAGGCUCGUCGCCUACUAAACCCGAUCCAUUCCCUCUCCCUUAACUUUAAGUGAUGAUCCUAGUGAUGUAUCCCACCUAACGAAUGACGCAAACUGUUUCCUAUAUUUUUUAGAUUUUCCGAAUGCCAAUAUGUGUUAUAGAUUAUACAUCUACUAUUGUGUUCAAUUUGUUGUCUUAUUAUUUUUGCAUUUAAUUUACUUAUAUUGCUCCUUGAUUGUUGUUAUUUAUAUGAACAGAACGGAGUGACGAUUUAUGUUAUAAUUUCAAUGAUUUAAUGAAUUCAGUGUUAAUAAGGAAUAGAAAAAAUAUGUCUCAAUUACUAUUUGUUAUGACUUCAUCUAUGACUUGUUAAUAUUCAAAAGUAACAUAUAGGUUAAGUUAAACUUUGUUUUAUUUUUAAUCUAAAGAACUUUCUUAAUGGUACACUACAGUAUUCUAGAGACACCUCCUGUUUAGCCUACUUCUGCAUUUAAAUAUCCUAGCAUUUUUUAUCGUAGUCAUUCAGUUCAAUUUCAAAAUAAGUACUAGUCUUUCUUUAUCUAUGUUAGGAAGAUAAUACUAACAUCUAAAACAUUUGCAGACAAUGUGUAAUAAAACGAUAUUUUAUAAGCCAAUCUAUUGCUCCUUACUCAGCUUUUGCUUUUGAAUUCUUUGGUACAAAGACCUACCUACUAUAUUGUUUAUUAUUGUGUAAUGAAAAUGCCUCGUAUGAAAAUGAAAGAAUUCAAUUUCUUACAAUUGUCAUAAUGGCCGAAUCAAGUCAGUGUCAUUGUUCAGUAUAAUAAAAUGUUAUUUUAUACUGUA